This is a messenger RNA of Polyodon spathula (Mississippi paddlefish), 2499 nucleotides long. RefSeq names its product LRAT domain containing 1 (gene lratd1). NCBI's taxonomy places the organism in Eukaryota, Metazoa, Chordata, Actinopteri, Acipenseriformes, Polyodontidae. The transcript is spliced from 2 exons. Bases 127 to 912 code for a protein of 261 amino acids. The record is from RefSeq and is a predicted model, not a curated record.
AAAAUCACAGAUGAUCAUACAGAACAGAAAAAGAGAGCGCUGAUGGCACAUAGGGACAACUAAGCGUUCACCUGGCAAAAAACACUCAGAUACAGUAUUCCAUGCCUUUUCCCAGCCCCUUCAUUGAUGGGAAAUCAACUGGAUCGUAUCACCCACCUAAAUUACAGCGAGCUGCCCACUGGGGACCCAGCGGGGAUAGAGAAGGACGAGCUGAGGGUCGGAGUGGCUUAUUUUUUCUCGGAUGAAGAGGAAGACUUGGAUGACCGAUCGCAGCCCGAGAAUUACAAAGAUCAGAGUCCAAGCAAGGACGGGCACAUAGUUCUUAACGAGAUCGAAUAUUCUGCUUUCUGUUGCCAGGAAUGUAUUUUCUCAAAAUUAAGAGAAAACGAAGAUCUGAAUAUUUAUUCCAUAAAAACUCUACUUACCAUGUGCAAACCUGGGGACCUGUUGGAACUUGUUUAUGUAGCCAACGAUCAGCCCCCGCACUGGGCUAUUUACGAGGGGAAGGGUCAGAUCAUUCAUUUGUACAAAGGGGAAAUCCGCAAGGACAGUCUGUAUGAAAUUAGUAAUGGACGAUUGGGCAGGAUAGUGAAUAACUGGUACAGAUACAGACCGCUCCCAGCCGAUCUGGUCAUGCAGAAUGCGUGCGGGCACCUGGGACUUCGGACUGAUGAGAUCUGUUGGACAAACUCCGAAAGUUUUGCUGCCUGGUGCAGAUUUGGCAAACGGGAGUUCAAAGCUGGAGGAGAGAUACAGACUGCAGAACAGCGCUAUUUUCUUAAGAUUCGUGUCUCUGAAAAUAACGUGCACAGCUUAAUGUUUCACAGUUUGGAGGAUGUAAUAAGAGAAAAACGCAAGGUGGACGCAAGCGGAAAGUUAAGAGUCAUACAGGAGUUUCCCGUAGUACCAUAAUUUCUUUAAAAAAAACAGCGGACCUGUUGAGACUUGCAUGCCUCUUGCAAGGGCUGCACUUCUCUUUCGGAGCAUUUUUGAUGGUCACGGUACUUUUUUAAGAAGUGAGUAUUAAGGUAACGUUCCCUAUUUGCAUGGGUACCAGCUUUCCAAACACAGAAUUGGGGGCUGUCAAGAUGUACCUUUUUUAAAUGUCUGCAUUAUUUACAUGGAGUAAUUUAAGGAGUCCAUUUUAGACCUGCAUUCCAGUCGGUAGGUAGUGCCUAUGUUGUUUAGCUCUGACACUCCAGCUUGUAAAUAGGCACCUGAUUUUACUUUAACCAGCAACCCUGUAUUUCUGAUGGUACGGACUGAUUCAAGGUGUGUGCGCUUUUCUGUAUUGUCACCACAUAUAGAAUGGAGAUGGAAGCGGGCCAUUCUUAAGGUGAUUUAAUACUAGCCAUAAUAAGUUCUUGCUGUGGUAUGAGAAAAUAAAUUAUCAUUUGUUUUUGGAUGUCUUUUUAAUUUUAUUUGAGAAAUAUAUCCCCUUCUUAGUUUUAAAUCAAAUGGUGAGUGCUAAUCCUAAAAAACAAUGUUAAUUUGUUUUUUUUAAAGUACUGUAGAAAUUGAUUUAUUGAAGUGUGCUAAUGAUUUCAACUGAUCGAACCAACUAUGCUAACUGAGUGAACAAACACAUUUCAAUAAUAAUAAAGUAUAUUCUGGCUUUAGGCAGCCGAUGGUAACUCUGCACCAUUAAGUUAUUUAAAGUAAUUGUUUAAAAAUAUAUUUCUUGGAGCCUUGCAAAUGGUCACGAACAUCAUUCAAAUAAACCCAACAGAACUACAGAUUCACUGUGUAACGUGUAACGAACUAAUUUGAAUGUACCGCUAAACAUCAAUUAUGUGUGUUGUGUGAAACUGCAGCAAUGCAUAUAAAUCAAUUACACACAUUCACAAUGCAUUUAUCCAAGAGGUGUAUCAAGCCCCCAUAUGUAGAUUUUUUUGUCAGAUUUAUUAUUAUUUUUUUAAUGGUGCAGACAGUACAGUGGAGUAAUGACUAGUCUAGUUGUAGACAGCACAAAGACUAAGGGGCAUUUUAUACAAAAUAUCAAACAGAUUGUCAAGAGGGAUUGCCCUUUUGUUAACGUAAGCAAUGUAAACGCCAGAAGAAGCAUAUGCAUGUUUUUCUUUUGGUCUUUUUGACCUACACACGCUAUAAAAUGAUGUCAGAAUUUUAACUUUUGCCUAAAGCAUAAUGUAUAAAUAUUCACACUGAUCUAUCUAAAAUGACUUGUCUUGCUCUUAUAAGGACCCUUAAUACAAAACAAAUAAGUAUGUACAGAAUUCACACUUUAGUGUUUAUUUUUGUAUGUCUGAAAACAAAACUAAUCCAAACAAACACUAAAAUGUGUUUAGAGUGUUUUCCAUAAGAUUUGUUUAAUUCUUAAAUGUUUUUUUUUUUUUCUUUACAGUGUGUUUUGAAAGUGCCAAAUCUAUCAACAAAUGUUGGUAUCCAUGAAACAUAUUGUGCACGUUGUAAUUGCACUGUGUUGUAGAAUUUAAAACAAAUAAAUAAAAGUAAAAAAGCAAACCCUUAUUCACAUGUCAA